Molecule: messenger RNA, 1620 nt
Organism: Colletotrichum chrysophilum
Lineage: Eukaryota; Fungi; Ascomycota; Sordariomycetes; Glomerellales; Glomerellaceae
Exons: 6
Coding region: 1-1620 (539 amino acids)
Biological process (GO): transmembrane transport
Cellular component (GO): membrane
Molecular function (GO): myo-inositol:proton symporter activity
Source: RefSeq, a predicted model, not a curated record
AUGCCUCCCUUCAAGGUAGACACGGAGUCCCCUCCGGCGGAUGACCUCCACACCGGCACUCGCACGUCGGGGAGUGAUGGCCCUCCAGACAAAGCCGCGCGAAGCUCCACCGCCGCCCUGCUCCGGAACCCCUUGGUGGGAUUGAGUCACGACGAGCUCAUCAAAGAUGUCGACACGUUCACCGAUAAGUACGGCUUAACCGAAUACAAGGAAGAAUUCCGAAAGGGCGCCCUAGUUGCCCAGGCCAGCAACCGCCCCGAUGGCUUCGAGACUAUCACGGCUCUGAACGAGGAAGAAAAGGCAAUGCUCCGGAGAGAGGUCAACCACCGAUGGGAUCAGCCGUUCAUGCUGUAUUUCCUCUGCUCCCUGUGCGCCGGAUCGGCCAUUGUGCAGGGCAUGGACCAGACGGCAGUCAACGGAGCCCAGGAGUUUUACUACACGACAUUCAACAUUACAGACCCAUUGAUGCAGGGCCUGAUCAACGGCGCUUUCGGAAUUGCCCUUGGAUUGAUCGUCUCAGUCGCGUUCCGCCACACCGACUUCCUCGGAGAAGACACGCAGUGGCGCUGGAUGCUUGGAAGUACAUCUCUUCCCCCACUGCUUGUAAUGUGCCAGGUCUAUUUUUGCCCCGAGAGCCCGCGCUGGUACAUGGAGAAGGGCAAGUACGACAAGGCCUUCAGGUCUGUACGCCGGUUGCGCAAGCACGUCAUCCAGGCCACCCGAGACAUGUACUAUGCACACAAGCUCCUCGAAGUCGAGACCCAGGCCCGUAGUGGCCGUAACUGGAAGGAGUUCUUCACUGUCCGGAGGAACAGACGCGCUGCGACGUUUUCCUACUUUGUCAUGUUCAUGCAGCAGUUCUGUGGAAUCAAUGUUGUAAUGUACUACAGCACGGCCAUCUUCCAGGAUGGAGGCUUCACCAGGUCUGAGGCGUUGCUCACCAGCAUGGGCAUGGGCCUCAUCAACUGGCUCUUCGCCCUCCCCGCCUUCUACACCAUCGACACAUUCGGAAGAAGAAACCUCCUGUUGGUCACCUUCCCCUUAAUGUCCCUCUCCCUCAUCUUCACCGGCUUCAGCUUCUACAUUCCCGAAGGAACCGCAAAGCUCGCCUGCAUCGCGACCGGAAUCUACAUCUUCGCCGCCGUGUACUCCCCCGGAGCCGGGCCGGUCCCGUUCACGUACUGCGCCGAGGCCUUCCCGCUGCACAUCCGCGACAUCGGCAUGAGCAGCGCCACGGCCGUGACCUGGGGCUUCAACUUCAUCAUCAGCUUCUCCUGGCCGUCCAUGUCCAAGGCCUUCACCCCGACGGGCGCGUUCCUGUGGUACGCCUGCUGGAACCUCUUUGGCUUUGUCGUCGCGUACUUCUUCCUGCCCGAGACGAAGAACCUGACGCUGGAGGAGCUCGACAGCGUCUUCUCGGUGCGCAACAGGGACCAUGCAAAGUACUACACUUCCAAGAUGCCUUGGUAUGUGAACAAGUACUUGUUACGACGGGAUGUGUCUCCUUUCCCCGCGCUUUACGAGGUUGAUGAUCAUCACGAGCACCAUGACGUGCAACCGAAGGCCACUGUUCAGCACAGCGAGAGUGGCUUGAUCUCAGGGACGAAGGGCGAGAAGUGA